AACAUCGCGUUUCAGGGUUUAUACAUUCCUUGUAUUGCUUCUGUCUGACGAGGAACGCAGCUCCUUCAGACCAAGUGCGGUACCUUCAACAAACAUGAAUGUCAAGGUCCGGCCUGCGACCAGAGGAGACUGCAAGGAAAUAUCGAGAAUGAUCUCGGAGUUGGCGGUCUAUGAGAAAAUGCCCGAGCAGGUGAAGAUCACUCACGAAGAACUGGAGAGGGACGGUUUCUGUGCAAAUCCCUUCUUCGAAUGCCUUGUUGCAGAGGUGCCGGAGGAGCAUCGGUCUAAAGAAGGAUUCCCAAUUGUCGGAUACGCCCUUUACUUUUACACCUACAGUACGUGGAAGGGACGGUCCGUGUAUCUGGAGGACCUGUACGUGAUGCCGGACUUCAGGGGAAAGGGCAUUGGCAAGGGUUUACUGAGCAAAGUUGCUGAGGUGGGGAAGAAGAAGCAGUGCGUGCGGCUGCAGCUGUCGGUGCUGGACUGGAAUACGCCAUCUCGAGACUUCUACGCUGCUAAAGGGGCUCAGGACAUCACCGCCAGCGAAGGCUGGCGCUCUCUACGUUUUGUCGGACAAGACCUGGACAAUUUGGCGAACGAGGCUCCUAAAGAUUAGAGGUUUACCUGAGGAAAAUGUGUCGCUUUUCUGAGGGAAAUGUGUCGCUUUUCUGAGGGAAAUGUGUCACUUUCUGAGGUAAACGUGUCGCUUUCUGAGGUAAACGUGUCGCUUUUCUGAGGUAAAUCUGGCUGUUAAACAUUCACCCUGAAGAUUCCGCCAUAAUAUGCAACACUGUAAUUCAUCCUUCUUGUUGUUUUCUGGUUGAACAAAAUCAAUUGCAAGGCUCUGUGUGUAAUUUUGAUUUAUGAUUUUGAGUACUCUUAAAAUAUAUACUCUUAUAAAGACCAUCAUCAAUUUGAUCAUUUAGCAAAAUGAAACAAAAGACUGCUUAUAUUAGGAAAUCCAACAGAAUUUAUCUCUUGAUUAUCAUCUUUGUCAGAUCGGAUGAUGCUGGGUGAAUAUUAUUUGCAAUUUUACGAGCAAGACAAUGUUAUUAGAUUAAGUGGAAUCCCUGAUGUGAUGCCAUAUCUAGCCAGUAGGUGGCGUGUUUAAAACUGACUGAGCUGAGAGGAUGUCCAGGCAACGAUGAGGUUAAAUACACCACCAAGCUUUUAGUACUGGAGGGUUACUUUGUCUAACGAUAACACCAUAUUCAUGUCAUUAUGUUUGUUUGGUUGAAACUCAAAAUCUCCCAUUGAUACUUGUUCAGUUGCCAGAAAUUUUAUUUAUGUUUUGUAAAAAACAUACCGAAAUUCAAAGGAACACAUGUAAAAUCAUCCAAAAGACUGUGACAUUACAUUUCAAUUGUACACAGAUGGUCAAAAAAACAUUAUCCUCCAAAUAACUACAAAGUGUAUGUUUAUGUGUUUCCUUGAGUAACUAAAUGACUAAAUAAAAUCACACUGAUGCGC
Messenger RNA from Gasterosteus aculeatus aculeatus (three-spined stickleback), 1470 nucleotides. It is a transcript of the gene sat2b, whose product is annotated as spermidine/spermine N1-acetyltransferase family member 2b. The record is from RefSeq and is a predicted model, not a curated record. Gene Ontology annotation, molecular function: N-acetyltransferase activity. Lineage: Eukaryota; Metazoa; Chordata; Actinopteri; Perciformes; Gasterosteidae.